This is a messenger RNA of Chrysoperla carnea, 543 nucleotides long. RefSeq names its product defensin. The coding region runs from base 142 to 363 and encodes 73 amino acids. Gene Ontology annotation, molecular function: sodium channel inhibitor activity. The record is from RefSeq and is a predicted model, not a curated record. The transcript has a single exon. Lineage: Eukaryota; Metazoa; Arthropoda; Insecta; Neuroptera; Chrysopidae. Gene Ontology annotation, cellular component: extracellular region. Gene Ontology annotation, biological process: defense response.
AAACUAAAGCAAUACAAGAAAUCUGCUCUUCAUAAUCCUAAAAAUAUACAGUAUCGAAAACAAUUCACGUUUGUGUCUCAUAACUGAAGCAUCAAUACUAUCUUCUUAUUAACGCUCUAACGACAAGAAAUUUGCUUAAAAAUGGUGAAAAACUAUCGUUCAAUGUUGUUGUUGGUCUGCUUAUCAUUUUUGGUGAUUGUUUCAUCGCCACAAAAUGGUGUCCAAGCGGAUGUUCUUAUCGGUAGCUGUGUAUGGGGCGCUGUUAAUUACACUUCAGAUUGCAAUUCUGAGUGUAAACGACGUGGUCACCGAGGAGGACAUUGUGGAAGCUUCUGGAAUGUCAAUUGUUGGUGUGAAGGAUGAGAUAUUUUUCACCGAACAACUUAAGAUGGCGGAAUAUAUCUUCAAUAUGUUGCAUAUCAUCUACUUUGGGUAAAUUUUUGGAGGUAAUGAAACUGUUAAUGUUUUUAUUGAAAAAUUAAUUAUUUUUUAUUUUAACUUUGUACGAUGUGAAUUUAAUAAAUAAAAUUUACCAUUUUUUGU